Epinephelus lanceolatus (giant grouper) is the source of this 1406-nucleotide messenger RNA. RefSeq names its product cytosolic sulfotransferase 3-like. NCBI's taxonomy places the organism in Eukaryota, Metazoa, Chordata, Actinopteri, Perciformes, Serranidae. The record is from RefSeq and is a predicted model, not a curated record. Gene Ontology annotation, molecular function: sulfotransferase activity.
CAGAGAAAGUGUUAUGCAACGACAGUAGAGAGGAAGGGCAGUUUGCUUAUCUGAAAAACAAAACAAAACGAAGAAACUACAGCAGGAGGAGACAAAAGAAUCAGACCUAAAGCAGACAAACCAACAGCGUUCAGCAUGUCGUUUCAGCCAGACUUGUUACCCCCUCGGCCAGAACUGUUUGACUUCCAUGGAGUGUCAAUGAUUCACUAUUUCACAGACAACUGGGAGAACAUCCAAAACUUCCAGGCCAGGCCAGAUGAUAUACUCAUUGCAACAUACCCCAAAGCAGGAACCACAUGGGUCUCCUACAUCCUUGACCUGCUGUAUUUUGGUCAGACAGAGCGUCAGAGAACCGUUCCAAUCUUUGACAGAGUGCCUUUCUUGGAGAUUUUCAUCCCAUCUUUGAUUUCAGGAAAAGACAUGGUGGACAACCUCCCCACCUCUCCUCGACUCAUUAAGACUCAUUUUCCAGUCCAGUUUGUGCCAAAGUCCUUUUGGGAGCAAAACUGCAGGAUGGUCUAUGUGGCCCGCAAUGCCAAAGACAAUGUGGUGUCUUAUUUUCACUUUGAUCGCAUGAACAUGGCUCACCCUGAGCCUGGAGACUGGAGCAACUACAUCCAGAGAUUCAUGGAGGGAAAGAUUGUAUGGGGAUCCUGGUACGACCAUGUGAACGGCUGGUGGAAGAAGAAGCAGAGUUAUCCAAAACUCCAUUACAUGUUCUAUGAAGAUAUGGUCGAGGACACUGGACGGGAAGUAGACAAACUGUGCAGCUUUCUUGGUUUGACUCGUUCAGACGAGGAGAAGAAAAGAGUUGCAGGUGGAUCACAGUUUGAUAAUAUGAAAAAGGACGACAUGGCCAACUAUUCACUGCACCCAGUUAUGGAUUUCAAAAUCUCUCACUUCAUGAGAAAAGGUAAAGUUGGUGACUGGAAGAACCAUUUCACUGUUUCCCAGAAUGAAGAGUUUGAUGAAGACUACAAGAAAAAGAUGACGGACCCCACACUUCAGUUCCGCACUGAAAUUUGAACAAGACUGGACAGGCUGUGUGUAUGUGGAGAUGGGUCCAUGACUGACUGGACAUGUGGCAUUACUUUGAGAAAAUCAUGUUACUGUUGCCUCUAAUGUGAUAGUAGAAAUGAAGUAAAAUCUUAUCAAUUUUCUUAAGGCUGUGAACGAUAUUUUAUGAAGCAUGAUGGAAAUUAAAUGAUGGAUCAUGUCUGAAGGUGAAUAUUUCUUUCAUAACAAGAGAUUGUAUGUUUGGCCAAGCUAAAUAUUGAUAAUAUAUUGAUUUUGUGAUAUGAGACUACAUAUUGUUAAUAUUUUGGAUAUCAUAAUAUUGUAAGUGCUGAUUUUAACCUGUUUUUAAAUGCUGCUUUACAGUAAAGUGAUGUAAUUUUCUGAACUUA